Messenger RNA from Hippoglossus stenolepis (Pacific halibut), 3102 nucleotides. Its product is annotated as calcium-binding mitochondrial carrier protein SCaMC-1. Gene Ontology annotation, molecular function: calcium ion binding; ATP transmembrane transporter activity. NCBI's taxonomy places the organism in Eukaryota, Metazoa, Chordata, Actinopteri, Pleuronectiformes, Pleuronectidae. The transcript is spliced from 10 exons. The record is from RefSeq and is a predicted model, not a curated record. Gene Ontology annotation, cellular component: mitochondrial inner membrane. Gene Ontology annotation, biological process: transmembrane transport. Bases 426 to 1892 code for a protein of 488 amino acids.
ACAUGAUGCUGUGUGUUGUGAAUGUGACACGUCCCCCCAGAUGAAGAGAUUACGCCUCCUUCGCAACGCAUCACCAACAACACAUCACACAGAUCCAUGGCAGGAUGACAUAUGAUUCAGAAGCACGAGCCGGAUUAUGUUCAGGGUUAAUCCACGAUGUGGAUCAUUCCCCCGCUUUUUUUUUAUUUCCCCGUCUUUCCUGCUUUUCCGGUGUAAACGUCGCGCAGCUACGUCGCCUUCCUCGCUCCGCCCUCGACCACUGCGGAUCCUCUUGAAUCGCUUCGGAACCACACACCUCUGCAUGCGACAGUCUGACUGACACAGUCCCUCUACUUUACGCACGAUUUCCACCGCGAUCCACGGGCUCGUGUCAGGAUUUGUGCAGGUUUCAUGCAUGAGCUUCAACAUGGAUUAAUAACCUCAGCAUGACUCGCCCGGACGCUGCUUCCACACCAAACCCCACAAUGUAUCAGCUGUUGCGGACGUCUUUACUACUGAACGCCCAGUGCUGGGAUGCCGACAGUAAGCGGUCAUACCAGGACCUGUUCGAUAAGCUCGACACCAACAACGAUGGGAAGGUGGACGUCGCGGAAUUACGAGCGGGCCUCAAGGCGAUGGGUAUAUUCCGCCAGGGUGCUGCACAGAAAAUCGUCUCGUCCGGUGACCGAAACCAAGACGGGACUCUGGACUUCAGCGAGUUCACCAGAUAUCUGAAGGAGCACGAGAAGAAGCUGAGGCUCACGUUCAAGAGUUUGGACAGAAACAACGAUGGGAAGAUUGAUGCCUCAGAGAUCCAGCAGAGCCUCGCAGAGCUGGGCAUGGACAUCAGCAGACAGGAUGCACUGAAAGUCUUACAGAGUAUGGAUAUUGAUGGCACCAUGAUGGUGGACUGGAAUGAGUGGAGAGAGCACUUCCUGUUUUACCCUGGACACAAUCUGGAAGAGAUCAUUCGCUUCUGGAAACACUCCUCGGUGCUGGACAUAGGUGACAGUCUCACCAUCCCUGAUGAAUUCACAGAGGAAGAAAAGAGCUCAGGAAACUGGUGGAAGCAGCUUUCGGCUGGUGCUGUGGCGGGCGCCAUCUCUCGCACCGGUACCGCCCCUUUGGACAGGAUGAAAGUCUUCAUGCAGGUUCACUCUUCUAAGAGCAACACGAUAAGUCUGGUGGGAGGCUUCAAACAGAUGAUAAAAGAAGGAGGUCCGUCGUCACUGUGGAGGGGAAAUGGAAUCAAUGUUUUAAAGAUUGCACCCGAGACAGCAAUCAAAUUUAUGGCAUAUGAACAAUAUAAGAAAUUGUUAUCAACAGAAGGCCAAAAGAUUGAGACACACAAGAGGUUCAUGGCCGGCUCUAUGGCUGGGGCCACAGCACAGACAGUCAUCUACCCAAUGGAGGUAUUGAAAACUCGACUGACGCUGAGAAAGACCGGCCAGUUUGCAGGAGUGUUUGAUUGUGCUAAGAAGAUCCUGAGGAAGGAGGGUGUCAAAGCUUUCUACAAGGGCUACAUUCCAAACCUACUGGGCAUCAUUCCUUACGCCGGGAUAGACCUCGCUGUUUAUGAGAGUCUAAAGAACACUUGGUUGUCGUACCACCCCAAAGACUCGGCUAACCCUGGAAUUCUGGUGUUGCUGGGCUGCGGGACCAUCUCCAGCACCUGUGGCCAGCUGGCUAGCUACCCGCUCGCACUCAUACGCACACGGAUGCAGGCACAAGCGUCUCUGGACUCAUCAGACCAGCCGGCCAUGAGUUCCCUAGUAAAGAGGAUCAUAGCCGAAGAAGGCUUUUUCGGACUCUACCGGGGCAUCCUGCCAAACUUCAUGAAAGUAAUUCCUGCUGUCAGCAUUAGCUAUGUGGUUUACGAAUACAUGAAGACUGGCUUAGGGAUCUCCAAAUGACCGUGCGAGCAAAUCCAAGAAGAGGAACCUUUACUGUAUUUGUCAGACCUUAAAAAUGUCUGGAAUAACUCCAAGAAGACAGAUGGACAUGAAACAUACAGAGCAUGACUUCCUCAGCUGGCACAGGAGCCCAGCGGAUGGAAAACCGCAUGUAUCCCAGGGUUGUCCGUCAGUAGCUAAAGCAUUAAUCGAUUGUGGAGAGCAUGCUUUGAUUUUUAUCCUGCUGUCACACAUGACAGACUCCCCACAUUUAUACACUCACCAAAACAAUACUUGAGAAGCAGAAAGAACUGUACAUGAAAUAUGCAUGAAAGGUGAUUAUUGAGUGGGACUCAGCGUCUUAACAAAGGAAACAUUUUCUCUGGAGAAAGGUGGAGCUAAUCCCAUGCGACUACACAGCAGGAUUAAUGUCUGUUUUCAACUCAUUAAUAGUAAAAAUGAUACAAUGCCAGUUUACAUUUUUAGAGGUAUUUUAACACUUACACUUUAACACUUCCAAGUUGUCAACAUCUGCCCCUGUGACAGCUCCGAACAAACGGUGCUCCAAUCAGCCGCUGUCAGCAAAAUAUAAUUUUCCCUGAAAAAUUAUUACUACACUGGAAUACUGUGGGGUGUGUGUGUGUGUGUGUGUGUGUGUGUGUGUGUGUGUGUCAAAAACCCUUUAUCCACAGGCCAUGUUUUUUAUUUUAGUUUAUAUAUUAAAAUACUGUAUGUCUGUAUAUCUGUGUACAUAUAUAUUUAUACAGUAUCUUGUAGUCAUGUUAAUUUAUGGGGUGUAAUGAUGGUUAUGCAACAUGGCAGCAUUUGAAAGAAAACACUGAUAUUUUGCUAUUGGACUGAAAAUCUUGCGAGGAGCGUUUGUCUUGUAUUAUUUUUCAUUUCGACACAUUUAGACCCUCACACCAAAUACACACCUAUUAUAGGUUCCUGUUACAUUUAACAUUUCCUUCAUUUUUCUGUCACACUUUGGGAAGUUUAUAUUCACCGUGGUUGAUGACAAUCAAAGCAUUUUGUCUUUUAUGUUUUCAAGUCAUUAAAUUGUCCUGAACUUGUGGAAACUUCACAGAGAAGUUUAUAUGGACUUUGAUGGAAGGCUGAAUGUAGAACAAUGGUUCAGUGAUGUCUGGUUUGAAGAUGAUUGAGAUCGUACUGACUGAGGUGUGUGGACAGCGCCACCCACUGGUAAAUAAAGACAAAACACAUGGAACAA